AUGAACGAGCACAACGACCCAGCAACAACUCUGCUCGCACUAAACGAACAGUCUGAACAGCCCAAAAAUUACUCUGCCCUAUCGAGGUCUAGCGGUAUUCCAAGCUCUACGCUACGUGAUCGUGACCAUGGUAGGAUUUCCAAAAAGGAGCGGCUGUGGAACAGCAAUACCUUACUCCCGCAGGAAGAAAAGUCGUUGCUGGAAUACGUGCUACGGUUAUCGAAGAAUGGUUACCCCCUCCCGGUCAAAUUCUUACGUGCUCUGGCCCGGGAGAUCGCCCGCCGACGCUCAUCACAUAUGCCAAUCCCGGUCGCCAAUGAAGACACUCGCCCACCAGGGAAGAACUGGCCACAAGCAUUUUACAAACGUCACCCGGAGCUGACAUCGAGGACACUAAAAGCAAUAGACUGGAAGAGACAUGAUCACAACAUCUACGACAAGGUGCAGGAUUGGCGUCCUCCUGAGCGUUUGGGUGCUCUCAAGGUGUUAGUAGGGCGGGAGGAGAUGUGUAAAUAUCGUGGUGCUGCUGUAAAACGGAAAAUGGUUACUGCCGUUGAGUGCCUAUCAGCAGAUGAUGCAAAAGAAGCUCGUGGGUGGGACGAAGAUUCUAAGCUUCUCGUCAACCGUCUUGCCCACGCUGCGGAGAAGGCAUUUGCGGACCGUGCACUUCUUCGUAAUGACAACGACCGGCUGUUGGUACAGAACAAUGAAAAACGAACUCGAACAUCAAAGCCAGCACGCAAGGUGGGCAAUGCUAAAGUCAUGAGCUAUGAGGAUAUAAUCGAGGCCCAGCGCAACCUUGAAGCAAAAAAGGCCUCGCAGGGUGGAAAGCGCAAGAAAACUUCCAGCAGUGGGCGUCGAGCGAAACGAUCUUGCAGUGACGAUGUACGAAGGGCUGAGGAUGAAAUACAAACCUGGGGCUUUAAAGAUUACUGCUCGGUUAUUAGCUUUUGA
Messenger RNA from Penicillium subrubescens, 954 nucleotides. RefSeq lists its product as uncharacterized. NCBI's taxonomy places the organism in Eukaryota, Fungi, Ascomycota, Eurotiomycetes, Eurotiales, Aspergillaceae. The transcript is spliced from 3 exons. Bases 1 to 954 code for a protein of 317 amino acids. The record is from RefSeq and is a predicted model, not a curated record.